GCCGUUUCUCCGGGCGGGGCGGGAGGCGGAGACGAGGCGGGGCGGAGCGCGCCGGUGCGUGCGUGCGCGCGCGCCGCGGGCGGGCCAGUGAAGCCGGCGGCCCGGGCACGUGACCUGUCUGACUGGGUGGCUCGGUGGCUCCGUCUGUCUGUCCGUCCGCGGGUUGCCAUCAUGGCGGACGCGGCCAGUCAGGUGCUCCUGGGCUCCGGUCUCACCAUCCUGUCCCAGCCGCUCAUGUACGUGAAGGUGCUCAUCCAGGUGGGCUAUGAACCCCUGCCUCCAACAAUAGGACGAAAUAUUUUUGGGCGGCAAGUAUGUCAGCUUCCCGGACUUUUUUGUUAUGCUCAGCACAUUGCGAGCAUCGAUGGGAAGCGUGGGCUGUUCACAGGCUUAACUCCAAGACUGUGUUCAGGAGUCCUUGGAACUGUGGUCCAUGGUAAAGUUUUACAGCAUUACCAGGACUGUGAUAAGGUUGAGGAGUCAGGACCUGGAAAUGCACAGAAAGAAGUUUCAUUUUGCUUUGACCGAGUUAUCAAGGAGACUACGCGAGAGAUGAUGGCCCGUUCUGCUGCUACCCUCAUCACACAUCCCUUCCAUGUGAUCACGCUGAGAUCUAUGGUACAAUUCAUUGGCAGAGAAUCCAAGUACUGUGGACUUUGUGACUCCAUAGCAACUAUCUACCGGGAAGAGGGCAUCCUAGGAUUUUUUGCGGGUCUUAUUCCUCGCCUCCUAGGUGACAUCAUUUCUUUGUGGCUCUGUAACUCACUGGCCUACCUCGUCAAUACCUAUGCACUGGACAGUGGGGUUUCUACCAUGAAUGAGAUGAAGAGUUAUUCCCAAGCUGUCACAGGAUUUUUUGCCAGUAUGUUGACCUAUCCCUUUGUGCUUGUCUCUAAUCUCAUGGCUGUCAACAACUGUGGGCUUGCUGGUGGGUGCCCUCCUUACUCCCCAAUAUAUACUUCUUGGAUAGAUUGCUGGUGUAUGCUACAAAAAGAGGGAAAUAUGAGCCGAGGAAAUAGCUUGUUUUUCCGGAAAGUUCCCUUUGGGAAGACUUACUGUUGUGACCUGAGAAUGUUAAUUUGAAGAUGUGGGACAGGGACAGUGACAUUUCUAUAGUCCCAGAUGCACAGAAUUAUGGGAGAGAAUGUUGAUUUAUAUACAGUGUGGCGCGCUUUUUUAAUAAUCAUUUAAUCUUGGGAAAAUGGAGGUGUUUGGUGUCUGCCUUUUGUGUUCUUUUUCCCAAUGUAGCAUAAUUUACUACUGAUAUUUCCCCUUGGGUCAUUCUGAAAUGGGAUAUUUUUGCUCCAGACUCUAUUUAACUUAAACAAAAAGAAAAUUUACAUUUUUCCCUAAAUGGGCAAGCAAGUUGCCAUGUGCUUUGAGUCUCAUUUUAAAGCUUUGUAAAAUGAAGAG
Molecule: messenger RNA, 1413 nt
Organism: Condylura cristata (star-nosed mole)
Lineage: Eukaryota; Metazoa; Chordata; Mammalia; Eulipotyphla; Talpidae
Gene: MTCH2
Product: mitochondrial carrier 2
Exons: 13
Coding region: 172-1083 (303 amino acids)
Biological process (GO): positive regulation of apoptotic process
Cellular component (GO): membrane; mitochondrion
Source: RefSeq, a predicted model, not a curated record